CGAGUGUCUCAUUUCAUCAUGUGCAUUUAUACGGUGUGGAGGAGGAGCAAUGCUGGCGUUGACAUAGUGGCACAUACGUUUUUCUCAUAACGUGAAGCUUGUUGCGUUACGGCUUGCGCGAGCGCACAUUAUAGUUCUCAACUUUUACAUCUUCUAAAGCAUCCUCCUCCCCUAUAACGUGGUUUAACUUAUCAACUUAAACAGCGAUGAACUUUUCCCCAUUCCCUAAAGGCAUCUGACAACAUUUAGCCAGCGUUUUGAUGAUAGAUGGAUGAUAGAGGAUGUCAAAUGUAAUUAUUAUCCGUGUUUUGCUUCACUAUUAAUUGAAGUCUGAGGCACGGUUGGCGCCACUCAUCUCUUUUUCUAAAGCAGCGAAAUAUACUUCUGUUUCACCAACCCUUUCUUAAUGAUGGACCUCACGGAAAGAGAAAUCUACCUUGAAACAUAGGUGUUGUACUGUACACUCCUUAGGUGAUCAUUACCCUGGAUAUACUGUAAAUCGAAGCCUGCCUAAAUAAGAUCUUGGGAAGUAAUCUCUGCAACUGCUUUGAAUCGCACGAAGGAGCAUGGCAGGAAGAUUAAAAUAAUGGCCCCUCGUAGGAGUGUGAACAUUUUUCAGUUCGGGAUUUCAGCGAGUGGGCAGUGACAACAUAUGAGGCUUGGAAUAUAUUAUCAUUCCCUUCCUCAUAAAGAAAUCACCUUGAAAAUGGGAGUCUCUAGAGAGUUACUCAAUUUCGACAACCUCACAGCAAGAGAAAACGAGUUUCUCGCCCAAUCAAUUGAAACCCACGUGGAUGUAUUGUUUAUCGUUAGAAUAACAAUAAGCUACGUUGGGUUGGCCAUCGUCAUGUUUGGUAUGGGUUGUUUCAUCUCGAUGGAUGACUUCUCUCGUAAAGAAAUGCAUCUUCCUCAGAGCGUGAUGAUUGGUCUAGGUCUCCAGUACUUCAUCCAGCCCCUGGUCGGUUAUCUCCUGGCUCUCAUCCUAGACAUGGGUACCUUCGAUGCCCUGUCUAUUAUCAUGCUGGCCGUGUGUCCUGUAUCACCAUUCUGUUCUGUCCUCGUCUACUACGGAGGAGGGUUUGUCACUGUCGGAUUGUGCCUUUCAAUGUUUUCUACAGCCUUAUCGAUAGGGCUCAUUCCAUUCUGGUUUUCCUUCUACUCGAGUGCGUGGUCAAAUGCAUAUUACGUCAUCGGUACACCUCGUGAAAUCCUCAUCACCGAAGUCAUCAUCUUCAUACCUACUGGGUUAGGUGUGCUCUUCAAGAGAUUGGCAGGGGAGAAGCGGGCCAGGAAAGUAGCCAAGAUUUGCAGCUUUGCAUUUGUAGUGACUGUUGUGGUAUGUCCUAUCCUGAACGGCAUAAACCAUCCAAAUCACUAUAUCGGUGCCUGGCAGCUUUGGGUAGGUGGCUGUCUCCUACCCUUUGUUGGAUUCAUCUUUGGUCUCAUCCUCGCUUCCUUCUUCAAGUUACCAUACGAGGCCUGCAGUGCUGUCUCGCUCGCUGUCGGCACACCGAAUUGGUUCAUUGCCUCAGCCAUGGCCUGGAACUAUUUUGGGCAAGACGAAAACGCUCUCCAUGAAGUUCUUACCCUGGUGUCCAUCUUCAGCAUAUCCAUGCCUAUCGAGGGGUUCAUCUGGUCCGUGGCCUAUUACGGGGUCGAAGAGCUCAUCCGAAAGAUUUACCCCAAAAUCGUCAUGAUGUUCGAUGAUCCCGAUAGCGAUGACGAAUUGGAGGUUACCGAACUAGAUGAGGAGAUGAAGAGGAAGAAAGAGAGAGUUGUGUAUAUACUUGGACAAGUGUUGGACGAUGAAGAAGAAUAUUAACCAUAUUGCAUUAACUUUCCAUUAUAACUUAACACAUCAGGACAGCGAGGAAUGGAGGAAGGGGGUGGUACUUUCCACUUCAUAAAAUGAUCCAUAUAGUGCAAAAUCACAGUCAACAAUGAGAUUUCACAGAAUACCCUCAGUGUGAUACGCGAUGUACUGUGACUUUGUUCCAUUUGGGGUGUUUAUUCUUGUUCAUGUUAAAUAUUACAAUGAUUAUGAUAAAAGACUAACAUACACGAGGACUAUACACCAUCGGCUAAAGAACCCCUCGUAUAGUCGACUGGGUCUUACCCAAUGAAAAUUUCUGUUCGUGGUAUUCACCGACCGUUGUUAUAAGCUACUGAAAAUCUUUGUAUCUGAUUGGCUAAGAGCAAAUUAGUCGAUGAAAAUCACCGACUCGCCAUACGAAACGGUCCCCCGAUGCAGAUCUGGGUGCGUGCAUCUCCCCCUUCAAAUUUUGACCAUCUACCAUACUCUACGCUACUGCCUUAUCUGCUGGCUUUCAUCGUUGCAAAUAAUGCUAUCAUAAUCAGUGUCAAGGAAAUCCCUCAAUUUUGUAUUUUCUUAAGAGUUUUUUUUUUUAAUAUGAAAACUGCAAUUCUGUGUGGAAUAUAGAUUGCCCUCUUCCUAGUGGACAGUAAAAAUGCUGUUUAAAUGUACAUCGCUGUUUACACUCUUAAAAUAGUUAGGUAAAAGUGCCCAACUUUUAACCAACCCU
Lytechinus variegatus (green sea urchin) is the source of this 2543-nucleotide messenger RNA. RefSeq names its product ileal sodium/bile acid cotransporter-like. The coding region runs from base 653 to 1822 and encodes 389 amino acids. The transcript is spliced from 6 exons. Gene Ontology annotation, biological process: bile acid and bile salt transport. Gene Ontology annotation, cellular component: membrane. NCBI's taxonomy places the organism in Eukaryota, Metazoa, Echinodermata, Echinoidea, Temnopleuroida, Toxopneustidae. The record is from RefSeq and is a predicted model, not a curated record. Gene Ontology annotation, molecular function: bile acid:sodium symporter activity.